This is a messenger RNA of Neocloeon triangulifer, 7699 nucleotides long. Its product is annotated as MICOS complex subunit Mic60-like. The transcript has 14 exons. Bases 5266 to 7263 code for a protein of 665 amino acids. Gene Ontology annotation, cellular component: MICOS complex. Gene Ontology annotation, biological process: cristae formation. NCBI's taxonomy places the organism in Eukaryota, Metazoa, Arthropoda, Insecta, Ephemeroptera, Baetidae. The record is from RefSeq and is a predicted model, not a curated record.
GCAUUAAUAGAAUUAUUCAAGGCGAUAAUCUAGCUUUAGUCAGAGCGCACUCAGAGUGCCGAACCACGUAGGUUGGUUCCUUGACCCGGCACCAGCUAUUAAGCAGUUAAUAGCUGGUUUAAUAAGCUGUGCAAUUCGCACCCUGGUCCAGUUCCCUAGACUGGAUCUAAAGGUUGUCGCAGUUGUAAAGACAAAUUGGUGAUGUAUUAUAUAUGUCUAAUGCAAUAAAUUUUGAUCUAAUCUAAUAAUAAUUUCGCCAAAUCCCUCAAAAAUCUGAAAAUAAUGCUAUUAAUUCAAUUCAUUUAUUCUCUUGCAACGUUCUUAAACGUUUUGCUCAAAGCCGAAAAAUUAGCAUCUUUCGAAGAACAUGUCAACAGCCUAAACAAAAAACCACACAUCAUCGCGCUCAACGAGCACUGGUGGUGUCGGGGCGAUUACUUCAGCAUAAAAGGCUACAGAACAAUUUCAUUUUUUGGCAGAAAAGUGAAAAAAGAUAAAAACAACGUUGACGGUGUUAACUGUCUACCGACCACCCAAUCACGGCACCAUGGAGUCCUCCUUCGAUAACCUGGAAAGCCUUGUGGAGUAAAAUUUGGCACCCGACAAGGAAAUGAAUAAUGAUUGUUUAGGGGAUCUAAACAUUAAACUGCUACAGGACUCCGCCGACAGCUGGCCGGAAACUAAGCAGCAUAAUGAAUGGCUACGAGAUGCACCUCAUCAACAAAAGUGCCCCAACACGAGAGACUGCAUAUUUCACCAUGGAUUGUAUUGUCUUUUCAUUCACCUCAGAGGCAGUUUUAUCUUUCACUAGCAUUGUAGAGUCAUCAGCAAAAAUAACUAAUAUUGCAAUAAUAUUAAGCAAGGGCAGGUCAAUCGAAUAACUCUUUUGAGCAAUGAAAACCUUUCUGGCUGGAAGUAAAUUAAAAAUCUUGGUCGGCUCUGCGUACAGAAAGCCAAACGCGGCCGCUGCGUACAAUGACGAGCUAAUAAAUUCACUCGAACGAGUUGCUGAAGUAAAGCGAUUUUAAUCUGGACGUUAAUUGGACGCAUGACCCGCCAGUCUCCGGACUCGCACCCGCAGCCGAGUUUUUGGAUAUUUUUGACGACCUCUCAUUGACACAAUAUAUUAAAGACGCAACCCGCACAACAGACUCUACGUCCAAAAUUCUUGACCUCGCCCUUUGUGACGCUGAGGGGUUAAUUUCAAGGGCGGAAGUCACCAUUGUGUCAGUGAACAUGAUGCAAUUGUGCUUGAGUUAACUGUUCGUCGAGAAAAGCCCCGACGCGCCCGCCGAGAAUAUUUUGACUUUAAAAAAGUGGAAUCUGGAAUUUAAUUACUGUUCAGUGAGUUAAGCUUGGGAGAGGUGGCAGCAAAUGUUUUUUGUUACCCUCGCCGAAAUCGUUCCAAAGAAAAUUGUCCGCCCGAAGAAACGAAAACCUGCCAGCGCGGCGGCCCCAAUUGUUGAGUGAUUUUUCUGUUAGCGCAGCGUGUGUGCUCCCAUGCAUCUGCGGCAAAUAAAAACAAAUGCAGCGACCGGCCCCGACAACGUGCCCGCGAUUGUGCUAACUAAAUGUGCCGCCUCUCUCGCCCCCAGCCUCGUUCUAAUUUUCAAUCUUUCCCUUUUCGGCAGGGUGCACUUCCUCAAGGGUGGAAAACGGCCGCAGUCACUCCUAUUUUCAAGAGUGGGAAAAAUUGCUGCCUUGAUAAUUAUCGCCCCAUAAAUGUAACUUCAUUAGUCGGAAAAAUAUUAGAAAGGUGCGUGCGAGACAGGGUUGAAAAUUUUAUAAACAAGAGCAAAAUUAUUCCCGACUGCCAGCAUGGGUUUAGACAAAAAAGGUCGUGCACCACACUACUGUGCAAGACCUGCUUUGACAGUUGGGCCAGCAGGCUGGACGAAAGAAGCGGGACGCACGUCCACGCCAUCUUCUUGAACUGGGCCAAAGCCUUCGACCGCGUCUGCUGUCCAAACUCGCCCACUAUGGCGUCGGCGGCAACCUCCUAAAUUAGCUGAAAAGUUUUUUGACCGACCGCAGCCAGUUCGUCGUCUAUGGAGGAGCAAAAUCAGAACCUGAAAGUGUCCUGUCCGGAGUCAUCCAGGGCAGCGUCCUGGGGCCGCUGCUGUUCAACAUCUACGUCGCCGACCUGCCCGCUUGCAUUGACUCCGAAUUGGUUCAGUACGCGGACGACGCCACCCUCUGGCGCAAAAUUCUGAAACCCUCGGACGUCGCCCUGCUGCAGGCCGACCUGGACAGCGUGGUGCGACAACAACGGCAUGUCCCUGAACCCGGCCAAGUGCCACGUGAUGGACGUGCCGCGUGCCCGGACACGUCGGCACGACGUCUACAAAAUCGGCGCCUCCACCCUCGAGUACGUCACCGACGAGCGCCUCCUCGGCGUUUAAGUGUCCAAAGACGUGCGGUGGAGCAAACACACGGACAUCGCGCGCGGCAAAGCAGCAAAGGUGCUCUCGUUCGCGGCGCGCAAUCUGCACGGCUGCACGCCGCGCGUGAAAAAGUUAGCCUACCAGACGAUGCUGAAACCUCUCCUGUUCUACGGCACCCCCGCGUGGCACCCCUCCAUUGAUAUUAACAUCAACAAAUUCGAGUGAGCGCAAAAAAGAGCCCUCAGGUUUAUGUACAGGCGGCACAUCCCUGACACGGCCGAACACGGUUUGCUGUCGGUGCAGCAGCAGCUUAAGUUUAAUGACUUGGUUUUUCAAGAAUUGCACCAGUGGCGAGACUGACAUCAACUGACAUGGACGCAAAGGCGAGAAUCACCACCGUCCGAGUGAUGAGAAAUAGUGGCGGCGAGCACCGCUUAAUUCUCCCAAAAGUGCGCACAGAGCUCGGUCGACAAAGUUUUUCUUUCCGAAUCGCGGAUCAGUGGAAUUCCCUGCCUUCUGCGUUAAAAAAUUGUACAGCUCCUGAGUUUAAAAUUGCAUGUUAAAUAUAUGUAACCCUUUGAUAAAUUUUUCCCGUUUACGGCUCCAGUUCGGCGAGUAGGUUUAACUUGGAACUUGGAAACACUUUUGCUUCCAAAUUGAGCCUACGAGUUAUAGUAAGUUGUUUACUAGAGCUGGCAGCCAAUUCCCUCCCAAUGUGAUUUUUCUAUUUCCGUUUGACUUGUUGCAAGAGAAUAAAUGAAUUGAAUUAAAUUGUAAAGGAAAAUUGGAGAUGUACUAUAUAUGUCUAAUGCAAUAAAUUUUGAUCUAAUCUAAUCUAAUUUAAAUACACAGCAGAUACUCAUGGAUAUCAUAAAAUAAUUUGUCGUAAAACAACUUCUUCGCUUCACUAAUAAAAAUAUAUGUAUCGUUAAUUGGCUUCAGUCUUUCCAGAAGCUUGUUAAAGAUUUUUGAAAUCAUAAUUUCUGGGCUCUGUGUUGUUAAAUUUAGCCAUACAGGUUUUAUAUAUAGAUCCUCCAUAGAAACAGGAUUAUUCCUUGUGUUAUGAUUUUCAUAUAUGCCGUUUUCAGAAUUUUUAAUAAAAAGUGCAGGAUUUUUUUUCACAAAUUUAACACAUUCUAACGCAUAGAGUGAGAACACUGGCAAGAUUUUAAACCUCGCAUACAAGGGGCGGCAGGGCCUUACUGGGGUCAAAGACUUCCAGUAGCGCCAGCCAGCCAUAGCUCUGAAUACUCUCUUUUGAGCUACAAAAUCCUCAUUAUCAAAGGCGGGUGAACUUGAUGUAAGAUGUUCAAUUUAUAUGAAUGGAGAAGAAAUAAGUAAAUAAUAAUAAUUGUUAUUUAAGUGGAUCAUAAUAAAUUUGGCAAUUUGGUAAUCUCUUUCUGAAAUUCAAAGUCCCCCUGGGUAUGCUGUUUUUGUAAUAAAAGAGAUUGUUCCAUAUUAUUCACCCUGAAAAUUUAGUUUGAUUCCGAAAAGAAUUUAUUUAAUUCCUGGGAUUUGGAACAGAUUUAAAGCGUCAAAAUGUGUUUCGUCACACUGUAAUUCAAGGUAGUAUUUCAUCAAAACAACAGUAUCACACAACAUGGAAUACCUUAGAUAAUGCAUUAAAUAAUUCAAUUGGAAAGUCUUACAGCUGGCUGGAUCUUCAUGGCGAUUUCCUGGAUCAGUAGCUUUUCUUCUUCAUCAACUUCAUGAAAAGGACCAUACUAAUGAAAACAGAAAUGACGACAAUGAUCAUAAGCCAGAGCCAACAUUUGCAUGCUCUUUUGCUGUGCUCUUGCAGUUUUUCAGACUCAACCUUGAGGCGAGCUGCAUUCAGUUCAGACAGAUUUUGUGAUUGUUCCGUUACCUGAAAUAAACAUUUAUUGUGUACUCUAAAGUAUGCCUUUAACUUUAAAAAUACUUUAAUGUCUUUCUUGAUGAUUGAAUUGGCAAGAAUUGUUUGUUCCUUCAGGUUUUUUGUCAUGGAAAGCAUGUCUUCAGCAAUUUUCUCCUGCAUCGAGUGAUGGUAUUUGAGAAGAGCAUCGACAUCAUCACCAGUGGACGACUUCCUAGAUGACCUUUGUCUUAAUCCAUUGCCUGAUAUUAUGAAGGAUCUGCUCCUUGAGUUCAGUCGUGUAUUUAACCUUCGUCUUCUGCUGAAUCUCUGUUGUAAUAUCAGCCCCAUUCAGACUAGAGGUAUGGGAAACCAUUUGAGCAGCUGCCAAUUUUUCAGUCCCGUUUUUAGGAGUCACCUGCAAAUUGAUUGAACAACGAAUAUUGAAAGGAUACUAAAUGCUCAGGAUACUGAAAUAAAUCGCCUCGCAAUAAGUCAUAUCAGGAUCAUCGAGAUAUGCCCUGAGUCCUGAGUGUAAAAGUUAAGGGAAACCUCCUUGGAAAACACCCUCAGUGCAUCGCAGUGGAGAAGCAGCUUCAUCUCAAACGCUCACCCUCCUCCAAUUGCCCUCCUCACUCUCACUAGUGCUGGGGAUGGGAUGGUGGAUGGUUGGUCUCGACCAGUCUUGAGCACGGUCUCAAUGGGUCUCACGUCCGACAUAAUUAAGAGGGACCGGCGGAAAGCUGCUCGUUUCAUAUAUGUAGAUUCCGAAAAUAUGCCCAGGUUUUUGCGAUUUGGUGACCACAGACCUCAGAAAAACGUCAGGAAGCAUGGAACAUCGCGUUUCAACACCUCCAAAAUGUGUUGUUUUUGUGCCUGCGAAUCCCAUUGUUGUGUCUUAAUAAGAAAACUGAUGGAAACGGCAACACAGAGAAAGGCAAUAAAAAUUGCAAUUGUUUUUCAAGUACAUAUUCUCAAACAGACAAUCGUUUGAAUUCGAACUUCUACCAGGAAAAUCUUCAUUUUCAGAAUUCACAGGACUAAAUAAUGCUCACGUCAGCUAUGAAAAACGCAAACCGGCUUCUUGCUGUUUGCAAUAUGCUCCAGCUCCGAAGCGCUAGCAAUCUACCUUUGAGGGCCAAAUUUUUCCAUCAGAUUGCCAAGGCUCCCAAUAGAGGGUCUUCAGUGUUAAGAACCAUUGAUGGAGCUGCUUUGAAAGACACUCCAAUUUAUACCGCACAAUCAAGCCCAAUAAGCAAAGUGACCUGGGUGAUGCAGGGCCUACCAUUUAUUAGUGUCUUCUUUGAAGAUAAUAAAGAUCCCCAACGAAAGCAGGACAGUAAGAGCAUAGAAAAUGCUUUGCCGAUGAUGCACGUUCUCCCGGUGGAAGAGUCAAAGAAAUCUGUCGUUGAGGAACUUCUUGAAAUGCACCCCGUUGAGCGUUAUGAAACUGCCAACAAGCUGCUGACUGAGCUCACCAUUAAUCUUGAUCGUAGCGUCUUGGCCGCUGUAUCUCUAAACAGCUUGGCGGCCAGGUUAGUUCAAGCAUUUGACGAGGAGAUGGUUAUAUUUGCACAUGAGCUGAGCAACUGCACCAGCCACGACUCUGUCAGCGACGAUAUGGUUCUGCGACUUUUGGAAUUUGAUAGAGAUCUUCAGUUGACUUUGAUCAAAGCACAGAAAAAUACUUUGGAAGCCAAAAAUCAAAUGAAUGCUCUGGGAAGAAUUCUCGGAGAACUGUGUUGCUCCAUAAUCCCGUUGUCGAAGGAAGCGAUCGAGAAAGCAAAAAACGGACUUAAAGAGGCGCAUAGAGAGCUCAAGGAGGUCGAAGACUUUUUGAGCCAUUCUGUAAACAGCUCUGGUCCUCCAGACGCCCUACUUAGCCAAGUCAUCAGACUGACUGCUGAUAUGGAGGAGGAUAUGAGUUUUUCAUUGGCUGGCCUAUGCAGCAUGGAGACACAAGAGCUUUACAACCGGUCACUUGCUCUGCAAUUGGAGCAGUUCCGUGCCAAGACUGAAAAACAAAUAGCUGAUGAUUUGAACAAACGGUUUAUCAAGCUCAAAAAGUUUUUUGGCAAGGAAGGCGAGAGGCAAAGGCUUGGCGCUCUCUUAGACUGCAAAGAAGAGGAUCUGAGAAAGAGUCUGGAUGAAAAAAAUUAUUUCCAGAGGACGCAGCUGACAAAAAAACUAGAGCAGAAGGUGCUUGAGGAAAGACAAGAUUGCAUUCAGAAAGCAACCAAAAAUCAUGAGGCCAGCUUGCGAGCUAAGAAGUUUACCUUUGACCGCGAGUUAAAAGAGAAGGCUGACAAUAUGAACAAUGGUGUCGAAAAUUGGAAGCUUCAUAUGGUUGGGGAGCUUGCUGAACUUGGGCCUAGCAUCAAACGACAUGGGCUGAAUAUUAAGAAAUUUGGUGAUGUCUUUGGUUUUGCAAACACAUGCUUCAAACUGCAGUUAGCGCUGACCACUGACCCAUUCCCGCAGCUUAGCUGGAAGCACCAGCUGCAGCCCAUCAAGCACUACAUCAUCCAGAUCCUUGGGAAUGAUGCUGUCCAAAAGGAAUUUGUUCAGAAAGUGGUCAAUAGCAUUCCAGCUCCAGUGUUCAACAGAGGCGUUUACACUGAAAACGCCUUGAAGCAGCGUUUCACCGAGCUGGAGCCCAUUGCAAGAAAAGUGUUGUUGCUCAAGCAGAAGGACAACUCAUUGGUCCCCUACAUUGCGUCAUACUUGCGCUCUGCCCUUUUAGUCCGUCCUGCUGGCUGCAUCUCCCACACUGAGAAGGUCAACCAGCCCCGAAAUCUCAGUUCACUGACCAAUGAGCAGCUAUUGGACAGGGCCAAGUACUUCAUGGAGCUAGGAGACUUGCGCCAGGCAGUAUUGUACGUUAACAUGCUGCAUGGAGUGGCGCAAUGUGUGACAAGUGGAUGGGCUGAGGAGGUGGUGUUGCACUUAACAGUCUCUCAGGCUGCGGAAACCCUCUCUGGAAUUGCUACCAUGCUUGCAAACCAAUACAAAGCAAGCUACAGGAGCAACACUCAGACAAACUAAAUGCGAAUAAAGCUGCAAGAUAAAGUUUUUAUGCUCAUUAAUAUAAAUUUAUUAAUAGCCUAUUCAGUAUGCCAUCUUAAAUCACCUCAAGCGCACUUGAAUAAACCUCAAUUUGUUGUUAAUAUUAUAAUACCUAUAUUUUAGGACCAUCUCUCCGCUGUGUUAAUACAAAUGCUGUGAUUUUGUGAGACAAAAUUAAUUUCCUUUUAACGUGACACUUUUGUAAGUCUCAUUAAUAACCGCAACAAUUAAUCUUCAUGAAAUUGAAUAAAUUUGAAUUACAAAAAUUUUCGAGGAAAUUAGCUAUGGCACAAUCCCCCUGAAUUGUGGGUGGUACAUAGCCACAAGUAUAAAGAUUCCACUUCUUAAAUUGCAGUAUUAAAGCUUUCAGCUCUGGCCGUGCACUUCUUUCCGAUCAACCAAGGGUAAACAUAAU